Messenger RNA from Macrobrachium nipponense, 876 nucleotides. Its product is annotated as tigger transposable element-derived protein 1-like. Gene Ontology annotation, cellular component: nucleus. Lineage: Eukaryota; Metazoa; Arthropoda; Malacostraca; Decapoda; Palaemonidae. The record is from RefSeq and is a predicted model, not a curated record. The coding region runs from base 1 to 876 and encodes 291 amino acids. Gene Ontology annotation, molecular function: DNA binding. The transcript is spliced from 3 exons.
AUGGCCAUGCCAGAAGGCCCCAUGGGUAGGAAGUUCCACACUCAAUGGCACAGAAGCUUGUCUGGGGUUUUUAGUUGGCUAGGACUCCAACAAUGCACAAAAGCUCUGCAACCUCAAAGCAGUUUAGCCUUCACUCACAAGGUAAUGGUUGCAGGGGUGGUCAUUCAUUACAUGGACCGAUAUCCGUCGAUAAGCACCAUCCUUAAGCAGAAGGAAGCCAUCAAAGCAGCUACACCUUCCAAGGGCGUGAAUUUUUUGUCCAACAAGAGGAGCCACGUGCAUGAUGAGAUGGAGAAGCUGCUUCUUGUACGGAUUAAAGACAAAGAAAUCGCUGGCGAUACGAUAACCGAGACGGCAAUCUGCCAGAAGGCCGGCACUAUUUUCGGUGAUCUGAUUGCCCAGGCCGAUACGACGUCAACCCCAGACUUCAAGGCUUCUCGUGGGUGGUUUGAUAAAUUCCGUAGAUGGACUGGCAUCCAGUCAGUGGUGCGGCAUGGGGAGGCUGCCAGCUCGGACACGAAAGCAGCCCAAGCCUUUAUUAAGACGUUCAACGAGAUGACGAUCAACGAAGACUACAGUUCUCAGAAUGUCUUCAACUGUGAUGAGACUGGCCUUUUAUGGAAAAAAAUGCCUCGUCAGACGUACAUCAUGGAGGAAGAGAAGAAGCUACCCGGGCAUAAGCCUAUGAAAGACAGGCUUACGCUCGCACUUUGUUCCAACGACAGUGGGGUUUGGAAGGUCAAGCCCCUACUUGUGUAUCAUUCCGAGACUCCUCGAGCCUUCAAGGCCCACAAAGAGCACCAAGAGGAGCUUACAACAGAUGACCUGAAGGAGUUGGAGGCCAUGCAACAUAACGUCUUCCAAGAAGUUCUCUAG